This is a messenger RNA of Plectropomus leopardus (leopard coralgrouper), 896 nucleotides long. The record is from RefSeq and is a predicted model, not a curated record. NCBI's taxonomy places the organism in Eukaryota, Metazoa, Chordata, Actinopteri, Perciformes, Serranidae.
UGGAGGCAGCAGGAGGAGGAGGUCUGCAGCUGUUUGUGGACUUCAGCACGGCCGUGGACACGUCUCUGAUCCGUCAGCUGGUUAACGAGGUUUUGACUGAACACUUAGCCCUGAUGCUGGGACAGAGAGACUCCCUGGAACCAGAACCAGCUCCAGGACCAGGACCAGGACCAGGACCACCUGAGGAGGACAAAAUGGUUCCACUGGUUCUCACACCAGUACCCACACCUCCAUCCAGCCCCGCUGUGCCCAGCAGAGAGACUCCGCCCCUGACCACUCCCCCUCCCUCUGAGCCAACCAGCCUGCUGCACGACGAGUCUGCUCAGCCAAUCACAGCUCCAGAGCCUGUAGCCACGCCCACUCCCAGCCCAGAGCCCACCCCCUCCACAGGAAGUCCUCCUGCUGCUAUUGAAGCCCUGCCUCCUCCGGCCUGGGGCGACACUGAGCUGCCAUUGGACGAGGAGAGACCGGAGGAUCACCUGGGGACACGCCCACAGCCACUGGUGAUGUCAGUGGCAGAGGAGGAGCCUCCGGUGUCCUCCACCCCUCCUGCUACCUCCCUGUCUCCUCCUCCUGGUCCUCCCGGUCCUCCUGGUCCUCAGCCUGGAGCAGUGUCCCCCUGCAGCUCCUCAGAGGACUCCAGCAGCACCAGUGACACCAGUACAGGGACAGCUGGGACCGAAGCAGCGCUCAGACACAUCUCACAGGGAGAGCUGCUCAUCAGCGUCAACCAGGCACCUGUCACAGGUACCUCCCUCACAGGUACCUCCCUCACAGGUACCUCCCUCACAGGUACCGUCACCAUCACCAAGAAAAUUCUUCAGUAACCCAAAAAGUCUCAAAUUUCCCUGAAAAGUGUUUAAUAUCUAAGAAACAAUAGCCCAGAGAGUCUGUAA